AUGAACGAACAAGCCGAUAGGCUUGCUAGUCAAAGGAAACUUGAGCAAUUACAAAGCGUGAUUCACCAUGAAAUCUCUAAAUCGAGUGUUGCCAAGAAAGAGUGCAUGGAUAUAGAAAAUAUGUCUCACAAUUGGAUGACCCCGAUUAUCCAAUACCUUAUCGACAACAGUUUGCCAAAAGAGCUAGACUUGGCUAAGAAAGUAUGGAUGCAGGCAGCCAAGUACACAAUCCUCGACAAAGAGCUAUAUAAAAGAGGAAUUUCAACACCUAUACUGAAAUGUCUAGAUGAAGAUCAAGCCAACUAUGUGAUGAGGAAAAUUUAUGAAGGAAUCUGUGGCACACAUUCGGGAGGACGAACCAUGGCAGUUAAAGUUCUAAGAACUGGAUACUUCUGGCCGACACUGUCCAAAGAUUGCAGCAUCUUUGUAAAGAAAUCUAUUCCCUGUCAACAACACGGUCCUCACAUACACCAGUAUGCCGACACCCUUCAUUCCAUCACUUCUCCUUGGCCAUUCAUCAUUUGGGGAAUUCUCGGUCCUUUUCCCUUGGCAAAAGGGUAG
Abrus precatorius (Indian licorice) is the source of this 561-nucleotide messenger RNA. RefSeq lists its product as uncharacterized. NCBI's taxonomy places the organism in Eukaryota, Viridiplantae, Streptophyta, Magnoliopsida, Fabales, Fabaceae. The transcript has a single exon. The coding region runs from base 1 to 561 and encodes 186 amino acids. The record is from RefSeq and is a predicted model, not a curated record.